Messenger RNA from Python bivittatus (Burmese python), 1629 nucleotides. NCBI's taxonomy places the organism in Eukaryota, Metazoa, Chordata, Lepidosauria, Squamata, Pythonidae. The record is from RefSeq and is a predicted model, not a curated record.
GCAAGGUUACUUUUUCAUCAUUGUGGUAACUGCAAACGGUCGCUGUCUGAGGCAACUGCUAAACGAGGGCUAUCUGUAGCCCAAUGUGAUGUGGAUGCAAUAAGCAGUCUGCUUGCUACUUUUUACAACAGUUGAAAGUUCUGGGUGUUCCUGCAGACUCGCAGUAUAAUAGUGCAAGUAUGAUGUAAUCAGGGCAUGGGUUACUAUAGCGAAGUUGGACCAUUUGAAUAAAACCUGUAGCUGGAGCAUUGAAGGCAGUUGUGUAAACACAUGCUUUGCCUCCACCCUCACCUGAAAAUCUGGGGACAGAAGAGGAUCAAAAAGCACUCCCAAGCUAGCAAUACGAAGGGAAAUGCAACCUUUAGCUUCAUGUAAUUGUGUUUAAUAACACAGGAGACAAGCUGUAAGUCUGGGCAACACUACUUCUGGGGGUCUUUUGAAAAUGGGGUGAGGCAAUGUUCUUUUGGCAGCACGAUGGUUGAAUAACUCUAGGAGAUGCUGAUGGGGAUCUUCCGUUAAAUCCUGCAUGGGAUGGAAAUCACAUAAAAACAUGAUGCAACAUUUCAUCAACAAGUGUCCAUCAACAAAAGAAACAUUUUUGGAACGGAAACGGGACUGUCCAACAAACAAGAAGUCAGAGGUCCAAGGAGAUAGAGAGAAAGAAAGAGAAACUAAGAAGGUUGAGUGUUUUUUGGAUUGUGUCAAGGUCCGUGGUAAGAUUAGUGAAUUUCUUGGUACUUGUGGUGCUGGAUGUUCUGAAAAUACAGGAAGGUAUUGGAUCGGAACCCUCAAUUAAUUUUGUUAUGAAUGGAUUAUGCUAUUUAAAUUUUCUUCUGUAUGCUGGGAGAUGCUUAAGCCAUGGAUGCCAGAAACAGCAUCAUUAAAAAUAUGAAGGUGUCUGUACCACAGCCCAUACAGAAUAGUGCAGUUCUCCUCCUCCUCCAAAUUCUUCUCAACUUUGACAUCCUUCUUGCUGCCCCUUCAACUGGAUUCCAAGAGGAGAAGGGAUCUGGGCUUGAGAGCAUCCCUCAAAAGCAGCUGAAUCUGCAAAAAGAAUUUAGCAUCAGCUUAAAACUCUCACGGCAACUUCUCCACAAAACAAAGAACCUUACACAAUGCUAUCUCUCUGACCGUUUACCCGGAGUUCAAGUCACCCUUAUUUCCCACCUGGGGCUUCUUCCCUCAACCAGCAUUGAUCUUCACACAUGGAUCUCUCUUCCAGAUGCCAAGCGCCUGUCCCAGAUAGCAGAGAACCUUUCACUUUAUCAGGGAUUGGUGCAACAACUGAGGAACUUUGAAGCAGUGAAAGAAAAUUCCAAAUUUGCCUCUCAGUUUGAAGAUGUUGAUGAUAUCCUCCGAGAUCUUGGUCAUCAAGUGAAUUACCAGAUUUCACUUUGGGGCCUGCCAUCUAAAAUCCAGCCUGUACCAACUCCUCAGAUCCUUCAACACCAUAGCCAAUGGAGGAACCGCCAAGAAGUAUAUAUUGUCCUUCAUUCUCUUAAGAGUCUCCUGGUCCGUAUGGCACGAGAUUUUUUGAUGCUCAGGAUGAGGGUGACCAAAAGGACUUCAUUUUCCAGGACUUUCCAAUCUCACCAUUUCCUAUCUUAGUCCCUACCCCCUAUUCCAAAC